This is a messenger RNA of Xyrauchen texanus (razorback sucker), 5678 nucleotides long. RefSeq names its product purine-rich element binding protein Bb (gene purbb). Gene Ontology annotation, cellular component: nucleus. The transcript has a single exon. NCBI's taxonomy places the organism in Eukaryota, Metazoa, Chordata, Actinopteri, Cypriniformes, Catostomidae. The coding region runs from base 227 to 1120 and encodes 297 amino acids. The record is from RefSeq and is a predicted model, not a curated record. Gene Ontology annotation, molecular function: RNA polymerase II transcription regulatory region sequence-specific DNA binding; DNA-binding transcription factor activity, RNA polymerase II-specific; purine-rich negative regulatory element binding. Gene Ontology annotation, biological process: regulation of transcription by RNA polymerase II.
AUGCAUGCACAGGAGGAGGAAAUGUCUCUAUCCAAUGGAGCCUGACAUCACCUCCUUUGUGCUCCGAAUGACAAGCGCUCAAACCUAUGAGUGACCCUCCGCGUGCGCAGUCCCUGUUAUUGGCAGACGUGAGGCCAAUGCUGUGGUGCUGAGAGCCGAGUGUGCUGGAGCAGGGGCAGAGAAAGGAGCGUUUCUCUGUGGGAGAAGUUAGCUGGAGGUGGUGAAGAUGGCGGAUGGAGACAGUGGGAGCGAGCGCGGUGGUAGUAGCGGCGGCGGCGGCUUCCAGCACUUCCAGCGGGAGCAGGAGACCCAGGAGCUUGCGUCCAAGCGCCUGGACAUCCAGAACAAGCGCUUCUACCUGGACGUCAAGCAGAACUCGAAGGGUCGCUUCAUUAAGAUAGCGGAGGUGGGAGCUGGGGGCUCCAAGAGCCGUCUGACUCUGUCCAUGUCCGUAGCGGUGGAGUUCCGCGACUACCUCGGGGAUUUCAUUGAGCACUACGCCCAGCUGGGGCCCAGCAGCCCGGAGCAGAUCGCGCAGUCCUCCAGCGGCGAGGACGGCGGUCCAAGGCGGGCGCUCAAAAGCGAGUUCUUGGUGCGCGAGAACCGCAAAUACUACCUCGACCUGAAGGAGAACCAGCGCGGGAGGUUCCUGCGAAUCCGGCAGACCGUCAAUCGAGGGCCGGGCUUCGGAGUCGGCGGCGGCCCCGGGGGCGCCGUGCAGGCCGGCCAGACUAUCGCACUCCCUGCGCAGGGCCUGAUCGAGUUCCGCGACGCCCUGGCCAAACUCAUCGACGACUACGGCGGCGAGGACGAGGAGCUGAGCGGGGGUGCCGGCGUCCCGGGGGGAUACGGAGAGCUGCCCGAGGGCACCUCCAUCAUCGUGGACUCCAAGAGGUUCUUUUUCGACGUCGGCUCCAACAAGUACGGGGUGUUCCUGCGGGUCAGCGAGGUCAAACCCAGCUACAGGAACUCCAUCACCAUUCCCUUCAAAGCCUGGGGUAAGUUUGGAGGAGCUUUCUGUCGUUAUGCCGAGGAGAUGAAGGAGAUCCAGGAGAGACACCGGGAUAAGAUGUUCGAGAGGAGAGAGGAGUCGGAAGGGGAAGAUGUGGACGAUGACUGACAUGUAGAGUUCAAUAAGUGUAUGAGAAAAGAGAAGUGCAUGAAUUGAACUCAAACUGCCUACCAUGAUAUUGUGUCAUACUAUUCAUUUGACAGAAAAAUAGAUCUGUGAAGUUUAAAUGUGGGGGGGGUCAUUUAUAAGAAGCCAUUGGUGAAGGAUGUUCAUAUGUGGGGCUGUCAUCAGGGGUCUCCUUGUCCUGUGCCCCAUGAAGUAGGGGCCCUUAAUGAUAAUUUGAUUUUGAAAAAUGUAUGCUGCCCUGUCCUGUUAAACCAGCAAGUUUAAUUGUCUUAGUUAACAAUUAAAUCUUUGGUAAAUCCAACAGUAAGACUUCCGAAUUUGAAACGGAGUCGGCACAUGAAAAUCAGGCUAUGUGGGCUUAACAACUGAUAUCAAAAUGUGCAAUUUAAAGAACGUCAUCAUUACAUUGUGACGUGACUACAGAAAGAUGUGUUCUCAGCUUAUUUUAUUGUGAUGUUCCCAAGGGUCUCCUGAUUUAUUGUUUUAGGAUGUUUGUUUUCUUUAGGCUUCAUUUGAAAAGCCACGUAUCCAUCUACAUUUAUGCAAGAGUUUUAUGGCUUGCUGAUUUGAGAAUGACAUGUUUUAAAUUUAGAUUUGGAGGGAAAUGUCUUUUAAAGAGAGCGAGCGAGAGAGAGAGAGUUCAACAAAAAAAAUAAAUAACUCUGUCGUUGUUCCAAACCUGUGUGUCUUUCUACUUUACACAGUACCUAAUCACCAUUCACUUCCAUUGUAUAUUUUGUCCGUACAGUGAAAGUGGAUGGUGACUGUCUGAAGCUAACAUUCUCAUACAGGCUUGGAACAAUGCGAGGAAAAUGUCAGUGAUGACAGAAUAGACAAUUUUAGGUGAUCUAUCCCUUUAAACAUGAAAGUUUCAACCCCUAUUUUGUGUUCAGAUGGUCUCAAAUAAUUUAAUUCGGAAGUCAGAAUCUGUCUAGCAGUGACUUCAUUUUACUGGAAGUUUAAACUCUCUUCCAGUGUUAUAAACUGAAAAUAUGGCUGCAUCCUGUAGGGGACCUAUGUUAUAUUUAGGGGUAGGGUUCAACAUACAAAGAGCUUUUUCUUGACUUGGGUCCAAAUCUUUCUUACUAUGUUGGACAUAAGGUCCCCUCUGAAUAUUUAAAGACAGACUGCAUAAGUGAAUAGAAUUAUAGCAUGAUAACACUCAUUAUUAUUUAAUAUAAAGGAUAAAGCUACAUGAAUUUGUGUAUUUUUAUCCCUCUCCUUUUUGUGUUGUUGUUUUGUUUUUGAUGAAAGAUCAUUCUAUAAGAGAGAAUAUGUAAACAAACCAGCAUAUUUUUGAAUACUUAAAGUAAAAGUUAUAUAUAAAGUAAAGAAUUAUUAAAGCUCAACAAGCUAAUUUUGAAAAAAAAAAGAUAAACUUGAAAUAUUGUCCAGUGUUUUUUUGUUUUUUGGUGGAAGAGUAUAGUAUCGUUAUUAAAGGACGUCAAUAGUAAUGCAUCUAUUACUGCAUAUUAUAGAUAGCUCAAUUAAAUGUCACCCCCCCUAGCCCCUCCCAUAAUCCUCUUGAGUUUACAGUGCGCACAUCAUUACGUUUUUUGUUUAUACAAUUGAUAUCAAAAGUCUUCAGUGGUCUUUUAGUAAGUCCAUUUCUGUGGGUGCCCGUCCCGCAUUUGCCUUUUAUUUAAUUGAUUUCUUUUCUUGCGUAGUAUCUGCAACUAUAUUAAUGCAACACGUUUUUGUUUAUUAUUAUUACUCAUUAAAAGAGAAGCAUAUACUGGGUGAAAAAUUGUCCAAGUGUCUCACCAAAAAUAUGUUUAAAAAUAUUUCAUCUGUGCACUUCUAUUUUCAUUCUGUGACAUUCUUGAUGUCCAUUGAUUUGGGAGCAAGAGAGUUUUGUGUUAAUGUUCAAAGCUUCCUUUGACCAUCCAUACUGUUAUAUGUUAAAUACAAUAAUGUUAAAUGGCAGCUGUUUGAGUCGUGUACACUGCUGUGAUAUAUCAAUAUCCUACCUAAAUGAUUUGUUAAAAGUGGAAUUGCUUCGAGCCAAGUUUGAAAUCAAUUGAUUGAUUCUAAAGGGAUAGUUCAUUUUUGAAUGGUGCAUUUCAUAAUUUUCAUUUUUGAGUGAACAAUCCCUUUAACAUAGCGAGUUUUUACCCACUAUCUGUAAACUGCAACUAAAAUUGUUAGCGGGGGCCAUUAUGCCUGAUUCAUCCAGAUUCAUUUUCUCUACAUCCACAAUUGCGGCAGCUGUUCCUUCGCUAGCUGACUUAGCAGGCUGUCUAUUUUAAUGCGAGAAGCAUGAGGAGGGUAUGCAUUCCUGCUCUGGUGGCCGUGGAUUCAGCUGUGGCAUUGGCUCUGAUGUGUUGAGAGGGACAAGGGCCCGAUUGUUGAGCCAUCCACUCACUACUGCAAAUGCUAUUACAUCAGCAGACCACAUUUACUGCAUGUGACGGGGCUGCUGCAGCCAUGUAGUGGGAAAUCCAGAUAACAUGCCACUGAGUUUUGCUUGAUAUGCGGCAUGCAGGGUUUUUAGUGAUCCAAUGAACUUUGGCUCAAGUGAUUUGGCUUGUUGAUAAUAAAUAGCUGGCACUCUUAUGGUAACAACGUGUGUAGACUAACUUUACAAAACAGUGCCUGAUUUGGCAGCCUGAACGCCAAGCGUGACACAGCAGCUGUUGGCAGGACAUUCUUGCGUCCCACCCCGACCCUCCCUCCUCAACUGCUGUUCAGAUUGCUCCACUAAACUGAGCAUUUGUAAAUGGGAGGCACCCUUUAGGAGUAAAGGGGGUUCGAGAUAGCUUUACAUCACGACUCGCUGCUUUUUUUGCAAAGUCGCCGUAGGAAGGAGAUUUGGAAUAUUUUUGUGGCUCUACAGCACUUUGUGGUUACAGUGGCGUGUCUAAAUCAACAAUAGCACCAUUUAUAGAUCAUAAUAUGCAUUUGUUUUGAUUGUAUAACUUAUGAAUGCUGUAUGCUAAAUUCAGUUUAAGAAGGCCAGGACGUAUAUAGUGAAUGUGACAUUCUGAGGAACCAAGAUUGUUGAUUAAUUUUGCUUCUACGGUUUCUUUACCAUGCGUAAAUCACUGACAAUAAGCCAUUUUGAGUCUUUUGAGGGCGUAUAACUGCGAAAAUUAAAGGCAAGGGUAUACUUCAUUUUCUGCAUGCUAUUCCAUCUCGCACACUGUCGAGUGCUCAGCCUUUCAAAGUAGAUGCGUUUGACACAUGCACACUUUGAUGAUGUGCAAAGAUGCGGACAGUCCAUGCAAACUGUGCUGAUUUGACGAAAUGUGCUCCACUCGCACUGUGCAGAAGACGAAGUAUACUCUGGCCUUUAUGCAAACACUAUAGGCAACUAAAUGUCAAAAGUGGAGUAGAAUUUUGCAGCACUUUUUGGAUGACCAGUCCAUUUGAAAUCAUAAAGCAAGAGUGAAAACCAGAAAUUGACUUUCUUUUGACGAAACUUAGCUGUGUUUGUUUCAGAUUUAUUAUGUGAGUUAUGUAUGUAUAUAUGUGCGUGUGUGAGAAUAUGUGCUGUAAAGCUUCGUGUUUUGUUACCGCCUUAACACUAAGAAAUAAGCGGCAGGAAGCAAUACUCAUCCAGAGGGAUGGGAUAAUGUGUUAAUUUCCUGUCAGGGUCUUCACCGACUCUCACAAUUGGCCGAUAUGUCGUCCUGUUUCCUAAAGUUAGGAUAUGUGUAAAAGUUCAUUGGGGCAUCACCAUGUGUUUGAAUGCUUUUGAGUGAACAAUACAUCUGUUCGAAAUAUCAGAACUUUUCAAAGAAUGUUACGUUAUUCCAGGUGAUUCACCCGAGCUCUUAACAGCAUCCAUGUGUCAACCAGUCUUUUCGAACACCGUUUUCCAGGUCGUACGCACAAGCUUCACUAUUCAUAGAACAAUAUUUUUCAAAAAGGUUGCUAUUUUUCCAAAAUAUCUAAUGUUUUUAGCAGAGAUUUUAACAUCAGAAUGUCCUUGUCUGGUUUAAACUCAGGUUCUUGGCAUUCUCAAUAUAUGUGUGUGUGUGUGUGUGUGUGUGUGUGUGUAUAUAUAUAUAUAUAUAUAUAUAUAUAUAUAUAUAUAUACAUUUGCGUGAUUCAUGUUCACGAUCUGUUACAUAAUAUUGAAGUUGCAUUCACAGGCUACUGCUGGACACUGUCAAGAGCUCAGGUCUCAGAUACUCAAAGUAUCUGCCCAUCAAGCCUUGCCCCAACACCAGAAUGCCUCCAUCAGAACUGGCAGUCUUCCAUUUUUCCCAUGGCUACACCAUUAGUUGUUUUUGUUUUCCUCUUGUUUUUUUUUUUUUAGGUAUACAAGCCUAUAUUUAGAAAAUGCUAUGUAUGUUUGUAACAGAAUAAAGGAAAUUAUAAAUGAUGGAAAGCAUUUCACCUUCUGGCCUGGUGUCUGUCUUCUUGUUUUUGUACUCUGGUCAUGUUUUCUAGGUUUAAAGUCAACAUGAAAUCAAAAUUGACCAUUUAUUUUGUCCACAAUUUAUCUGUGUACGUUAUUCUACAGUUUACAUUUUUUUAUUUGUAAUCUUUCAUUACAGUGUUAUUACUUGAUGAAAACAUUGUAUUUUCCAGC